AUGGGUCUUCAAAUAGAUUUAAUGUAUUUCAUAGCUGAGUCAGCCACUCAAAACAAUAAACCAAGUCAAUGCUAUAAGUGCUUCAAAUACGGUCAUGUGGCAAAAUACUGUAGAUCUAAAAAUCAAUUAUGUUCGAGAUGCGGAGAAGAAAAUCAUAAAUAUGACAACUGCCCCAAAUCUGAUCAACAUCCUAAUUGUUGUAAUUGCAAAGGCGGUCAUGUUGCUACUUCAACAGAUUGUCCUAAAUUUAAAGAGUAUCAACAGAAAAUACAAAAAACUAUCGACCAAUUCUCAUCAACAACUAAAUAUAAUAAAACAUCAUCAAUAAGUCCUAAUUGGAAUGAUCUAGAUGAAUUUCCAAUGCUUCAAACCAUUGACAUCGACAAAAUCAAUAAAUUACCAAUUAUCGAAAUAAUCUCAGAAAAAAUAAUAGCUGUUGUUGAACAAGCUACAGAAAAAAUAUUUCAAGCCUUAAAUCGAAAGUUUGAAACAUUAACAAAUCAUCUUAGUAAUAAAUUUAACAUUGAAGUUGAGGAGUUGUUAAUGGAAAAAAAUGAUUAUGUACCAAAAAACCAUGGCAAUACUAAAACAAUAACACAACUAAGAACUACACAAGAACAAGUUCCAACAGAUUCCAACAAUGAAAAAGAAUAUCCAUCAAUAACACCUAACAAUGGAAACAAAAGAAAAUUCAUCUCACCAAGUAGUUUAUCUGACAAACUUCAAUUCGAUUCUUAA
Messenger RNA from Rotaria sp. Silwood1, 738 nucleotides. Lineage: Eukaryota; Metazoa; Rotifera; Eurotatoria; Philodinida; Philodinidae. The record is from the annotation of a GenBank genome assembly.